This is a messenger RNA of Bufo gargarizans (Asiatic toad), 3678 nucleotides long. It is a transcript of the gene GDI1, whose product is annotated as GDP dissociation inhibitor 1. Lineage: Eukaryota; Metazoa; Chordata; Amphibia; Anura; Bufonidae. Gene Ontology annotation, biological process: small GTPase-mediated signal transduction; protein transport; vesicle-mediated transport. Gene Ontology annotation, cellular component: cytoplasm. Gene Ontology annotation, molecular function: Rab GDP-dissociation inhibitor activity. The coding region runs from base 226 to 1569 and encodes 447 amino acids. The transcript has 11 exons. The record is from RefSeq and is a predicted model, not a curated record.
CGCUCCCCCCGGCUACACCCAGACCUCCUCCAGCCCCUCACCCGCCCCUCUUCUCCCCUCCACGCCCGAUAAUACAGCAGGGGCUGCGGGAGGGGGACUACUUGUCGUCGCGGAGGCGGACUGGGCGGUGCUGUCGUGCAGCCAUCUUUGGUCCAUUCCGUUUCUCAGCUGCGGCUUUGCUGAGUCGUGUUCGGCAGAGGCGUCUCCGGCUGCGGCACCUGCACCAUGGAUGAGGAGUACGAUGUCAUCGUCCUGGGCACCGGCCUGACAGAAUGUAUUUUGUCCGGCAUCAUGUCUGUUAAUGGAAAGAAAGUUCUGCACAUGGACAGGAACCCGUACUAUGGAGGAGAGAGCUCCUCAAUCACCCCACUGGAGGAGCUCUACAAAAGGUUUGAGAUCCCAGAUGGACCUCCCGAGAGCAUGGGCAGGGGACGUGACUGGAAUGUGGAUCUGAUCCCUAAAUUUCUUAUGGCUAAUGGCCAGCUGGUGAAGAUGCUGCUGUACACUGAGGUCACUCGCUACCUGGACUUCAAAGUCGUUGAAGGAAGCUUCGUGUACAAAGGAGGGAAGAUCUACAAGGUCCCAUCCACCGAAACCGAGGCCCUGGCCUCCAACCUCAUGGGGAUGUUUGAGAAACGCCGCUUCCGCAAGUUUCUGGUCUUCGUGGCCAACUUCGACGAGAACGACUCGAAGACGUUCGAAGGGGUAGAUCCGAAAAGCACCACCAUGCGAGAUGUGUACAAGAAAUUCGACUUAGGGCAGGAUGUCAUUGACUUCACAGGCCACGCUCUGGCGCUCUAUAGAACCGACGAUUAUCUGGAUCAGCCAUGCCUGGAAACCAUCAAUCGCAUCAAGCUGUACAGCGAAUCCCUGGCAAGAUACGGAAAGAGCCCCUAUCUGUACCCUCUGUAUGGACUGGGUGAGCUGCCUCAAGGAUUUGCCAGGCUCAGUGCCAUCUACGGCGGGACGUACAUGUUAAACAAGUGCGUGGACGAGAUUGUGAUGGAGAAAGGAAAAGUCGUUGGAGUAAAGUCAGAAGGGGAGGUGGCGCGUUGCAAGCAGCUGAUCUGUGACCCCAGCUAUGUUUCCGACCGAGUGCGCAAGGCUGGUCAGGUGAUCCGCGUCAUCUGCGUCCUCAGCCAUCCCAUCAAGAACACCAAUGAUGCCAACUCUUGCCAAAUUAUCAUCCCACAGAACCAGGUCAACAGGAAAUCUGAUAUUUAUGUCUGCAUGAUUUCGUAUGCACACAACGUGGCGGCACAAGGGAAAUACAUUGCUAUCGUCAGCACCACGGUAGAGACAACUGAGCCCGAGAAGGAGAUUGAACCGGCACUGGAGCUCUUGGAGCCUAUAGAUCAGAAAUUUGUUGCUAUUAGCGAUCUGUAUGAACCCACUGAAGAUGGCUCCGAAAGUCAGGUGUUCUGCUCCUGUUCCUACGACGCCACCACGCACUUCGAGACCACGUGCAACGACAUCAAAGACAUCUACAAGAGAAUGACCGGAACAGACUUUGAUUUCGAGAAUAUGAAGCGCAAGCAAAACGACGUUUACGGGGAAGAAGACCAGUGAACGUGGGGAGGGGGGUUGUCGGAUCGGGGGUGGGCGGGUUAGCAGUAAGGUACAACUGAUAAAACAACUAGGGUGUGUUGGAAAGGAGGGGCAGUCGGAAGGUUUAGACAAGCAUGUCGGGGGAAUCAUGUCUUACGAUAAAGUUGGAAAUGGAGGUGGCAUAGGAAAGGGGGAGGGGGCGGGGGACAUAUUUGCUAAAGCUUCCAUUUUCCCUUUUCGUCCUCGUGAUUCCAGGUUAACUUUUUAAGUCCUGGGCUAACACUGUGGUGGAGCUUCAGCCUACAGAGCGCCGCGAGGUCCAGUAUCUCGUGGGCCUCAUCGAAACGUUUACAUUGCUAGUGCACAUUCCUUUGCAGUCUCACUAAACCAAGUAUAAAACGUAUCCCUUACCGCUUGGGCUCAGGCUGGCUGGAUCCCAGGGGUGGACACGGACUUGCUUUUCUUCUAUAGGAACGGGUCCAUUUCACAGACGCUUACGGCAGAUUAUAUCUUAAGUGUUGGGUUAGUCUAGGAUAUAUAUAUACGUUUAUCAUAAAGGUGAUUUCUCGGGGAUAGCAAUAUUAAUGUAAAAAAAUAAUAAUAAUUUGAAUUCCAGUGCUGAAAUCCUUCCAGUGACCCUUGAUUUCGGUCCCACUGCCAGGGAGGGCUUCCCACAACACGAAGACUGGAAAGGUGGACGAACACCUCUCGUAGCGUGCCUUCAGGAGAGACUCCUGCAGAACAUUUGGUAGAGUAGUACGUACGGAGAGCUGCUUUAACGGGACCAAGGCGAGGUCCUUUAGCAAAAUGAGUCUUUGGUUGUUUGCAAUUGUACAUUCCAGCGCCCAUGUCGUAGCCUUCCUCUUCAGCCGCUACGAGGUAAGCUUUUGAGCCUUAGCUCGUAUCUCACGCGGGUGGACCAGUGACGCAGGGGCAGAAGGUUUCAUAUCGCGGUUUUACGCCUGAUCCACUUUGUAGAUUUCCGAAUCUGCUGCUGCUCCUCCAUAGCUUCCAUGUCCUCCAUCUCGAGUGUUUCUCCCUAACAAGUGGCUUAAAAAGUUACACUAAAUAUAUGACCUUCCUAAUCCCUAAUUUAUUUAACUUAUUAGUGAACAGGUCGAGGAAAUACGCGAAAAUAAAAAGAUCAGCUCCUAGUAAACGCCGAUCGUAGCAUCCAGUGGGGUUAUGGCUGAUGGGUUGCUAUAGGCAAGAAAUUCUGAAUGGAUUAAAGGUGCACUAACAUUUCUGUCAUGUUCCCGUCACAACACUACGCAAAAUCCUACACUAAACUCUGAGGAGGCCGCGAUUGUGACCGUUUUUUUUUUUCAUUUGACGUGCGUUUCCGGUCGCUAGUAAAGGGCAGUGCAGAGAAUGAACCCAUCCCAACUGUGGAACGUUUUCUCAUAGGCGAGCAUCAGGGAAGUGACCGUAUCAACCAGUCAUCUAUGAGGUUCUUAUGGCCCAUGUGUUCCGGGUGCCCUAUGAGAUGCCUACUAAAAUAACGCGCGCACGCCAUGUCCUGUUUUUUUUUUUUUUUUUUUCGAACCAUUGAAGUUUUUCAUUAUAUUUCAUAGAAUGUUUGAUAAUCAUUUCGCAGAAGGAAUCACCGGCGUGGAUCUCGUCCCGCAGGGGGGGUUUCAGUGUAAACCGUGUCACUUAUAUUGUGUUCAUUGUAGACUUUGGAUCUUGUCCCGUUUUCGGUGUAGAGUACGCACCUCGUCUCCUGUGGUGGUCUCAGUAGGAUAUGGUUCUAGUCUGCGGUGGCGGUCACAAUGCAAUAUGGAUCCUGUGUCCGGUGGUGGGCCACCGUUGGUCACCAUGAGUGUUCCCUAAAUCAUAGCUCCUCGUCUGUGCGGUGGCCACCGUCAGGUGUGAGGUCCAUGAUGUUCUGAGGUGGCCACCCUAUAGACCGCGGUUGCUCCUCACGUGGUGGGCUUCUUCCAGAUACAGCUUCCUCCACCCCGCCGUCUGUACUACUUCAGUUGAACAGUUUGGUUCUCCUUUCAUCCUCUAUUUAUCGGCUUCUUUGCAUUGUCCGCCGCCCUAUAAAAAUACAGAACUUCUUACUCGUAGAUAUUCCUCAUUUACUGUGUUUGACAUCAACAAUAUCAAUAAAAAAUGUCGUGGAGA